This is a messenger RNA of Centrocercus urophasianus (Greater sage-grouse), 1476 nucleotides long. RefSeq names its product chimerin 1 (gene CHN1). Gene Ontology annotation, molecular function: GTPase activator activity; ephrin receptor binding. Bases 55 to 1434 code for a protein of 459 amino acids. NCBI's taxonomy places the organism in Eukaryota, Metazoa, Chordata, Aves, Galliformes, Phasianidae. The record is from RefSeq and is a predicted model, not a curated record. The transcript is spliced from 13 exons. Gene Ontology annotation, biological process: regulation of small GTPase mediated signal transduction; positive regulation of GTPase activity; ephrin receptor signaling pathway.
GCGCCGCCGCGCCAAUGCCGGCCCCGCUGCGGCCGGCCAGCCCCCGCCUGUGCCAUGGCUCUGACCUUGUUCGACACUGAUGAAUACCGACCACCUGUUUGGAAAUCUUACUUGUAUCAGUUGCAGCAGGAAGCUCCCCAUCCUAGAAGGAUAACCUGCACUUGUGAGGUAGAGAACCGUCCCAAAUAUUAUGGAAGAGAAUUUCAUGGCAUGAUCUCAAGGGAAGAAGCUGACCAGUUAUUAAGUGUUGCAGAGGGAAGCUAUCUCAUUCGUGAAAGCCAAAGGCAACCUGGAACCUACACUUUGGCAUUAAGAUUUGGAAGUCAAACCAGAAACUUCAGACUCUACUACGAUGGAAAGCACUUUGUUGGGGAGAAACGUUUUGAGUCCAUCCAUGACCUGGUGACAGAUGGAUUGAUUACUCUUUAUAUUGAAACCAAGGCAGCAGAAUACAUUGCCAAGAUGACAAUAAAUCCAAUUUAUGAACACAUAGGAUAUACAACUUUAAACAGAGAGCCAGCACACAAAAAACAUAUGCCAACCCUGAGAGAUGCACAUGAUGGCAAAGACUCUACAGGAGAGGAUGAGGUAGCAGAAAAGAGGCUGACAUCGCUUGUCAGAAGAGCAACGCUGAAAGAAAACGAGCACGUUCCCAAAUACGAGAAGAUUCAUAACUUCAAGGUGCACACGUUCAGGGGCCCGCACUGGUGUGAGUACUGCGCCAACUUUAUGUGGGGCCUCAUUGCUCAGGGAGUCAAGUGUGCAGACUGUGGUUUAAAUGUGCACAAGCAGUGUUCCAAGAUGGUCCCAAAUGACUGCAAGCCAGACCUGAAGCACGUCAAAAAAGUGUACAGCUGUGACCUUACCACUCUAGUCAAAGCGCACUUCACAAAAAGACCCAUGGUGGUAGACAUGUGCAUUAGGGAGAUUGAAUCCCGAGGUCUUAAUUCUGAAGGACUGUACAGAGUUUCAGGAUUUAGUGAUCUUAUUGAAGAUGUCAAAAUGGCAUUUGACAGAGAUGGGGAGAAGGCUGAUAUUUCUGUGAAUAUGUAUGAAGAUAUCAAUAUUAUCACUGGUGCACUUAAACUGUACUUCAGGGAUUUGCCAAUUCCACUCAUCACGUAUGAUGCCUACCCAAAGUUUAUAGAGUCUGCAAAAACCACCGAUCCAGAUGAACAGCUGGAAAUUCUCCACGAGGCGCUGAAACUGCUGCCACCUGCACACUGUGAAACACUGAGGUAUCUCAUGGCACAUUUGAAGAGAGUAACACUCCAUGAGAAGGAAAAUCUCAUGAGUGCAGAGAACCUGGGCAUCGUGUUUGGACCAACUCUUAUGAGAGCGCCAGAACUGGAUGCGAUGGCUGCACUGAAUGACAUCCGUUAUCAGAGACUUGUGGUGGAGAUGCUUAUAAAAAAUGAAGACAUUUUAUUUUGAAUAUUUUGGGGGUUUUGUAAUUAAAAAAAAAAAAAAAGGAAG